Brassicogethes aeneus is the source of this 1146-nucleotide messenger RNA. NCBI's taxonomy places the organism in Eukaryota, Metazoa, Arthropoda, Insecta, Coleoptera, Nitidulidae. The record is from the annotation of a GenBank genome assembly.
AUGAUAAAUGCAAAUGUUUUUGAUACCCGAUUUAUACGUUUAUGGUGGAUUGCUCAAAUAAAAACUAGAGAAAAUUCCAAUAUUUUUGUCUCCAAAUUCCAAAAAAAGUUUGUCACGGAAGAAGAAUUGGACAAAGUCAAGGUUUACGAUGUUUUCCUUAGUUUCUCUCAAAAAGGCGAUGAUUUCGUUCUUAGAACCUUACUGCUCGAACUUAAAUCAAGACCCAAUCCUUACAGAGUUUGCGUGCACUUUAGAGACUGGAUACCUGGAGUACUUAUAACCGAGCAAGUCAUAACUUCUGUAAGAGAUUCCCGAAGAAAUUUCGUGAUUGUUUCGAAAAAUUUCUUGGACAGCUGCUCGACGAAAAUGGAAUUCCGAACCGCUUACACGCAGGACCUCACCGAAGGAAGAACCAGGGUGGUUGACAAGCAAAAUGUUAAAUGUGAUGGUACCAAUAUACAGAUUAUUCAUGCCGAUAAUAUUUGCACAUUUCCUUGGGUUAUAAUAUUAGUAUUAGUAUUUUUUUUGUUUAUAAUAUCCUCUUUCUUGGCAAGUUACUACAAAUGGAAAACGUACAUCAAAAUGUGGCUGUAUUACAAAGGAUGGUUGUUAUGGUUUGUCACGGAAGAAGAAUUGGACAAAGACAAGGUUUAUGAUGUUUUCCUUAGCUUCUCCCAAAAAGACGAUGAUUUCGUUCUUAGAACCUUACUGCCCGAACUUGAAUCAGGACCCAAUCCUUACAAAGUUUGCGUGCACUACAGAGACUGGAUACCUGGAGUACUUAUAACCGAGCAAGUCAUCACUUCGGUAAGAGAUUCACGAAGAACUCUCGUGAUAGUUUCGAAAAAUUUCUUGGAGAGCUGCUGGACGAAAAUGGAAUUCCGAACCGCUUACACACAGGCGCUGACCGAAGGAAGAACCAGAGUCAUAGUUCUUGUGUAUGGGGAAGUGGACAUGACGCAGAUUGAUGGAGAUUUAAGCGUGUAUAUGAAAAUGACUACGUACAUUAACUGGGAAGAUCCUUGGUUCUGGAAGAAGAUGUUGUACGCGUUGCCACAUAAAAAUAGAAAUAAUCAAAUUAGAACCACCACUGUAUAAAUUUAAUUUGUUUUUUCGCUUAUUAUAAUAAUUUUUAAUUAAAAUGUA